AUGAGCCUGACCAACGAGGUUUCGGCUGGACCAACUGGAUACGGUAUCUGUCAAGCAGGCUGUUCUGGAGUCGCUAUGGCUUGUUAUGCAGCGGCAGGUUGUACAUGGGGAGCAACAUUAGGAGCAACUGCGCCCCCUGCCAUUGUUGCCUGCAACGCAGCUUUUGGGGCGUGUCAGGCAAAAUGUGCCCUGGUCCUGCUGGCACCAACGCCUUAA
Molecule: messenger RNA, 216 nt
Organism: Aspergillus steynii IBT 23096
Lineage: Eukaryota; Fungi; Ascomycota; Eurotiomycetes; Eurotiales; Aspergillaceae
Product: zygote-specific protein
Exons: 1
Coding region: 1-216 (71 amino acids)
Source: RefSeq, a predicted model, not a curated record